CUCCCUGCUUUCUGGUCUGAAAACUUAUCGCGAGUCUUGGAAUAAGCUUGUGGAGGUUGCAGAAAAUGAGUUCUCGCGACAGUUACUUGGUUGCUAUAGUUGUGAAAAACUUAAUCUGAACCGCGGCAGAGAACAAAGGAGAACAGAAGAACUUUGCCCAAUUACUGAUAUGGAACAGGUGCCAACAGGAGGUAGACUGGUGCAGAUCACUGUGACAGAUGGAUAUGAUUUGAAAGGUUACAAAGGAGAUACUCCAGUUACUUUUGUUCGAGCGGAAUUCAAUCAGGUGACUCUGGGAGACUCUGCAAAAAUUACUGUCUCUUCAGAGGGAACUGCAAAGUACAACUUCACUAGCAGUUUUGAGUUCAAUCCUGAAGGAGGAAUCACUUUGAAUGACCUCGCUCACAAUCCUGUAUUCUUAACUGUGACUGAAGUUUUACAAAAGGAAAAGAAACAGAAAGAUGAGAAGAACUUAAUACUAGGUCAAGCUGUGGUGGAUCUUCUUCCCUUACUGGAAGGAGAGAGUUCAUUUGAAAUGGUGGUUCCUUUGCAUCCUGUGCAGGGCUCACCCUUAGAAACCCCUCGACCAGGCUCUAAGCAAUGCAGUCUUGAAGUUAAAGUAUCUGUGGCAGAGCCCUUACUGACUGCAGCACAGGUCUUGGGGAGCAAUCUACUGAAGGUCACUUUGGAGGGUGCCUACUCUGUGCCUGAAUCCUUCGUUCCAACAGGGACUCAGCAGAACUACAUGGUUGGUCUGCAGGUUCCAUCACUUGGAGAGAAGGACUAUCCCAUUUUAUUCAAGAAUGGAACACUGAAGCUUGGAGGGGAAAGAGAAACUUUUCCCCGACCCAAAAAAUGGCCUAUUGCCAACAUUCUGGCUCCAGGAGCUAAUAAUAUUCCUGAUGCGUACAUUGUUGGUGGUCCCUAUGAGGAAGAAGAAGGAGAACUCAACCACCCUGAGGACAGAGAAUUUAGGAACCAAGCAGAGUACACAAAGAAAAGGAUUAUUUGGGACUUGGAAAGUCGCUGUUACCUUGAUCCUCCUGCAGUUGUCAGCACUCUACCACUGAGCAACAACACCAGCCCCUAUAUAAUAAAUUUUUAUAUUUUAUUUUCCUCAUACAGAGUCAAGGAAAUGAUUCCUCCAAGGCCUCCCCUUACCCGUUGGACAGGAGGUGCUCAGAAGGCAGUGAGUGAUUACCACACUCAGAUCAAGAACAUUUCUAAAGCCAUUCUGGAUGAAUACUACAGAAUGUUUGGAAAACAGGUUGGGAGUAACAUAGACAGUGAAACCUUAGAGGAGCAGAAGUGCCAGCUCAAUUAUGAAUUUAACUCCUCUGGAAAAUACUUUGCUUUCAAAGAACAACUCAAGCAUGCAGUGGUGAAGAUUGUGAGAGAGAAAUAUUUGAGGACAACGUCAUUUGAAAGCCAGGAGGAACUGCAGACAUUUAUCAGUGAGCUUUACGUAUUCUUGGUAGAUCAGAUGCAUGUGGCCCUAAAUGAGGCCAUGCCAGAUGAUGUCCAAAGCACUGUUUCAGCCGUUCAUACAAGCAGUGAACAGCUUCGACUCUUUGCAUUUGAAGCAGAGGUUAAUGAAAACUUUGAAAUGGCAGCAGUGUAUUAUAAAGAGAGGUUGGUCCGUGAGCCGCAGAACCUAGAUCACUGGCUGGACUAUGGUGCCUUCUGCCUACUAACUGAAGACAACAUCAAAGCACAAGAGUGUUUUCGGAAAGCCCUUUCCUUGAAUGAGAGUCACAUCCAGAGCUUGUUGCUCUGUGGUGUCCUGGCUGUCUUGAUGGAAAACUAUGAGCAAGCAGAAAUUUUCUUUGAGGAUGCCACUUGCUUGGAACCAACCAAUGUUGUAGCCUGGACUUUACUUGGUUUGUACUAUGAAAUUCAAAACAAUGAUAUUCGAAUGGAAAUGGCAUUUCACGAGGCUGUCAAACAACUUCAGGCACGAGCAGUUCAAACACAAGUAACAAAGGAAAAGAGCACUGAUAAUGUAGAGUGUGCUGAAGAAGGAGGGAAUAUAGAAUCCAGUUUAGGCCCUUGGGGAACCAUAAAUGAUUCUUCUUCCGCAGCAGUCAAGGCUGUAGGAGCAGGAGGUAGAAAUGGAGCAGGAGCUGCAUUAUCCAUUCUAGAUGAAUUUCUUGAAGAAUCUUCCAAACUGCCAUCUGAGUCAGGAGAACUCAUAUUGUCUACACAAUUUCAGGAUUCAAGUAUUGACCCCAAACAAUCCAACCUGUUUUUCAAGGAGAUACCAGAAAAAAAAGAAACACCAAAAUUUCAAGAUUCAUCAGCUAUUCUGCAACCUGCUCCUUAUUCUGGUGUUUCCCAAACUCCUGCUACAAUCUUCAUGGAGACCAUACGCUUCUUGAUGAAAGUCAAUGCUGUGCAGUAUGUGCACAGAGUGCUCGCACAUGAGCUGUUAUGCCCUCAAGGAGGCCCCAGCUGUGAGUAUUACUUGGUGCUGGCCCAGACACACCUUCUGAAGAAGGACUUUACCAAGGCAGAGGAAUGCCUUCAACAUGCAGUCCGGCUGGACUACCUGAACCCUAAUGUCUGGGGCAUGAAAGGUCAUCUCUAUUUUCUGAGAGGAGAUCAUGCUGAGGCCAAGGCAUGCUAUGAGCGAACCAUUAGUUUUGUAUUGGAUGCUUCUGAGAUGCACUUCAUAUUCCUGCGACUGGGGCUCAUCUAUCUGGAAGAGAAAGAGUACGAAAAGGCAAAGAAAACCUACCUGCAAGCCUGUAAGAGGUCACCUUCAUGUCUAACCUGGCUAGGAGUGGGAAUCGCCUGUUAUCGGCUGGAAGAGCUCAUGGAGGCUGAAGAUGCUCUCUCUGAAGCUAAUGUGUUAAACAACUACAAUGCUGAAGUAUGGGCAUACCUGGCUCUGGUCUGCCUGAAAGCUGGACGGCAACUAGAAGCAGAGCAGGCUUACAAGUACACACUAAAGCUGAAACUGAAAGAUGAGGCUCUACUUGCAGAAAUCCACACAGUACAGGAGAUGGUUGGCUUCGGAAAUCCAUCUUUCUGACAUCCUUAAAACCGAAGAAUUUUCUGUAUGGGACUCCGAGCUCCUUUCCUUUCCAGAGAAAGUUUCACCAUAUGAAGCCUAGAGCUGGAGAACCAAAGAAUGUUUGUUUUCAAUGAAGAGAAACUCAUUCAUUUAUUUCCAUUGGCUGUUACUGGAUGUUUUACUAAUCCAUAUAAACUGGAUCAUAAUAAAAAUGUAAACAAACAGACAA
Molecule: messenger RNA, 3245 nt
Organism: Ictidomys tridecemlineatus (thirteen-lined ground squirrel)
Lineage: Eukaryota; Metazoa; Chordata; Mammalia; Rodentia; Sciuridae
Source: RefSeq, a predicted model, not a curated record